Messenger RNA from Nothobranchius furzeri (turquoise killifish), 11015 nucleotides. RefSeq names its product nucleosome-remodeling factor subunit BPTF. Gene Ontology annotation, molecular function: RNA polymerase II cis-regulatory region sequence-specific DNA binding; zinc ion binding. The record is from RefSeq and is a predicted model, not a curated record. Lineage: Eukaryota; Metazoa; Chordata; Actinopteri; Cyprinodontiformes; Nothobranchiidae. Gene Ontology annotation, cellular component: NURF complex. Gene Ontology annotation, biological process: regulation of transcription by RNA polymerase II.
GGCCUGCUGUGUUUUCAACGGAGGGAGAGCCGAGAAGAAAAAUGGCGUCUGCUGGCGACCCAGAGCGGGACACCGGCCAUUCAGUUUGAGCUUUCCACCCCCCAAACAGAGAUCGGGGUUCGGUCUGGACCGGUCGGAUUCCCGCUCCAGACCGGUUGUGGUUUUUUCUCCCAGUUUUUCUCCUGCGUGCGUGGCUCAUUCGGGGAUCGAGAUUGAGGCGGAAUACAAGAGCCUCUCUCCUGCAAUGAGAGGGAGAAGAGGAAGGCCGCCUAAACAAGCAGCAGAGAUGCGGGAAGGUUCACCCGGGCCAGUCCGGGGCUCUCGGGGCGGCAGGACUAGAGGGAUGCGUGGACGGGGAAGAGGCAGAGGAAGGGGCCGGGGGCGGGGAGUAGGUGUUGGAGUUUGCAGCAGUGGCCCCUUGGAGAUGGAUACAGAUAUCUGCGGGCGAGAGAACUUUAAUUCGUCUCGCGGCCGCAGGAAAGUUGGAGCCUCCACCGCGGCGGCUACGGCGACAUCACGGGGAAGAGGGAGCCGAAGCAGAGGCAGGGGUUCGAGAGGUGGCCGCGGCGGCAGAGGUGGAGUGAGGCGGCCUCAAACCAAGGUGGUCUACGACGAUAACAGCGACGAGGAGGAUGAUAAUUUAAGUUACCGAUCUGACGAAGAUGAACUGAACGACAACCCGUCGUCGGAUCUUGAAGAUGAGGAGGCCUUGGGAAACGAGUCGGACUAUCUGGAGGACCUACCGGAUGAUGAGGAUGCCAGCUACUGUACUGAGAGCAGUUUUAGGAGCCACAGUACGCUGGAGAGCACUCCAGGUCGAAAACGAAGUCGGGCUCUGCGACCACGCUCUCCUAUCCUUGAGGCAAAGGACAUUCCACCUUUGGAGCUCCCCAAGUCCUCUGAGGACCUCCUGGUUCCUACCUCACAGGUCCUCAAUGUUUCUGCGGUCUACGAGGUUCUGCGCAACUUUGGCACCGUCUUGCGUCUUUCCCUCUUUCGUUUUGAAGAUUUCUGUGCGGCCCUGACCAGCCAAGAACAGUGCACACUGCUGGCAGAGACCCACAUCUCCUUGCUCAAAGCUAUCCUCAGAGAAGAAGACACUUCAAACACCACAUUUGGUCCCGCUGACGUGAAGGACUCCGUUAACUCCACUCUAUAUUUUGUGGAUGGGAUGACUUGGCCGGAGGUGGUACGAGCGUACUGUGAGAGUGAUUCUGAAUACAGGCACGUUCUGCCUUUCCUGGAAAACGAGGAUUAUCCAUAUGAACCAUUGGAGAACAAAAUUAAAGUUCUCCAGUUUUUGGUGGACCAGUUCUUGGCAACUAAUAUUGCCCGGGAGGAGCUUAUGUCUGAAGGGGUGGUUGCCUAUGACGACCACUGCAGGGUGUGCCACCGUCUCGGCGACCUGCUGUGCUGUGAGACGUGUUCGGCUGUUUACCAUUUGGAGUGUGUGAAGCCGCCGCUGCAGGAAGUGCCAGAAGAUGAGUGGCAAUGCGAGGUGUGUGUGGCUCACAAGGUACCCGGCGUGGCAGACUGUAUCCCCGAAAUGCAAAAGACCAAACCGUUCCUCCGUCAGCUGCCGAUUGGCUUUGACAGACACCACCGUAAAUACUGGUUCCUGAACCGCCGGAUCGUUAUUGAGGAGGAAGGUGAGCAGGAAGAUAAAGCCACGUGGUACUACAGCACCAAGGUCCAGUUAGCUGAGCUGAUAGAUGGCUUGGAUAAGGAAUACUGGGAGGCCGACCUAAAUGCGGCUCUGGAGGAGAUCAGAGAUGAGGUGCACACUCACAUGGACAUCACCGAGGACCUAACCAACAAGGCUCGUGGCAGCAACAAGUGUUUCCUCACAGCGGCAAAUGAGGAGAUCCUGGAGCGACUGCGAGCCAAGAAGGAGGGCGAGCUGGAAGAGGUGAAGAGGCGAGCAGCUGAGGAGGCUCAGAAAGCCCGCUUGGAGAAGGAGGCUGAGGAGGCCAAGCUGAAGGACGAGGGACAGCAGGAUGGGGUGGUCAGCGAGCCAAUAAGGGAUGAGCAGGGGCCAAAAGAAGAGAUUGCACAGGAAAAAGAGGAUGAUGUCAAGAGCAGAGCCAGUGAAGAUGCCCUCACUGGUCAGGAUGGAAGCAGCGGUUGCAGCGCCUCAGAUGGACCUCCAUCGACCUCCUCUCUAGCACAAACCUCCUCUGGUCUGGUCUCUGUGACUCCAAAGCCCGUAGCUCCAACCUCAGAGGUCAAGACAGAAGGAUGUUCCAACAUGGAGGAGUCUCACAAAGCUGAAGGAAACCCAUCCUCCGCUUCUGUCCCUGUCUGUGGAGAGGGUGUUCCCAGUUUAAGCCAGCCCUCCCAGCCCUGCGAGGACAACAGCAACAGCAGCUUAGGGACUGGCGUCCCUCCGAGGGGUCCUGAACCUCCAGACUUGGCAGACCGGUCCUCUCAGUCAUCACUGGCAAGCCUCGAUGACUCAGGGGACAGUAAAGAGUCCUCCAACGGGGAGGCGGGGAGCCUGGGCAGUAAGAAAUCCUCAGCGACUCGCAUGGUGACCCGACUGAGGAACCCAGACAGCAAGCUGAGUCAGCUGAAAAACCAGCAGGUUGCUGCUGCCGUUCAUGAAGCCAACAAGGGCUUCAAGGAGGGCAAAGAGGUCCUGGUGGUAAACGCACAAGGUGACAUCACUCGGGUCAACACACGCAGCAGCAAGGAUGUGGUGAUGAAGGGGACCCUCAGCCAGUUCUUCAAGCUUGGCCAAGAGGGCAAGUACCGGGUCUAUCAUAACCAGUACAGCUCCAAUAAUUUGGCCCUCAACAAGCACCAGCACAGAGAGGACCACGACAAGAGGCGGCAUCUAGCUCACAAGUUCUGUAUGACAACGGCUGGAGAGUUCAAGUGGAACGGGUCCAUUCAUGGCUCCAAGGUUCUGACCAUCUCCACGUUGAGACUCACCAUCAUGCAGCUUGAGAACAAUGUUCCGGCGCCGUUCAUGCACCCUAACUGGGCCUCACACAGGACCAACUGGAUCAAAGCCGUUCAGAUGUGCAGCAAAGCCAGAGAGUUUGCUCUGGCCCUGGCCAUCCUGGAGUGUGCUAUUAAACCCGUGGCUAUGCUGCCGGUCUGGAAAGAUUCUCUGGGUCAUACAAGGUUAAACCGCAUGACGUCUAUGGAGCGUGAAGAGAAGGAGAAGGUGAAGAAGAGGGAAAAGAAGCUGGAGGACGAAGAGACGAUGCAACAGGCAACCUGGGUCAAGUACACGUUCCCCAUUAAGCACCAGGUGUGGAAGCAGAAGGGCGAGGAGUAUCGCGUUACAGGUUAUGGGGGCUGGAGUUGGAUUAGUAAGACUUACGUAUCCCGAUUUUAUCCCAAGCUACCCGGCAACACCAACGCCAACUACCGCAAAGAGCUAGAAGACGCUAAACUUGGGAAGAAAUGUUCCUUGUUGGAUCUGAGCCGACAGCCCAGUGCUGCCGCUGCUCUGGAGGCUUGGGACGGAUCUGCGUCGGGCGGCGAAACGAAAGAUCCCACGUGUGUCUCUGCGGCACCUGCUGAAGAGGCGCCCCCCACGGUGAAAAUGGAGGGAAUAAAGGAAGAAGAACUGGAUGAAAAGGAGGAGAAGAAGGAGUCAACAGUUGAGUCUCCUACUAAGAUGGAAGUGGAUGCCACACACUCGUCAAGAGAAGAGCAAACGUUUGCUCCGAAGCAGGAUAAGGCAACUCUAAAGGAGGAGGAGGAUGCUUCUCAGCGACCGUUCAACUACGACGUCGUUGAUGUCAGCAAGGGGUUCCUUACCCGUAUCGCCUACAAGAGAAAGGUGAAGACCUCCAAGCUGGACGGCCUGCUGGAGCGCAGAGUGAAGCAGCAACUAAUCGAAGAGGGUCGAAGACAGCAGCUUUCUGCAUCCAAACCUCCGGGAUCUCCAGCAGUUUCAUCCUUGGUUCCUGCUCUGAGCACUCCAGUCCGGCCGCGGUCGCCGCUCAGGCCCCACGCUCUCGCACGGACACAGCUCACGCUGGAAGGAGCUGUGAAGGUGGAGGAAACUCCUUACGCACCACCUCCAGAGUCAGACGAGGCGGGAGGAAACACAGUUAGACUCCCUAAGGCUCCUCCUCCCCCUGUUUCAGACUCAACACCCACAGGCAGUUGCAAUACAGGCGCAGGUGAAAACUCAGGUUUGCCUCUUGAUCAAACCACCUCGAUGCACCAAGAACUGGAGGAAAGGACUACACGGCUCAAGGAAACCAGUUCAGAAGGUUUAGAUCAAGAGGCCGUCAGGCUGUCUGAUGUGAGCAAGUCAGAAUCUGCGGAGGUUGGAAGCUCUUUAAAGCAACUUAUAGCUUCUGUUACAUCAAAUGUAACCAGGGCUGAACGUGCUGGAAAUGCAGGGUCUGACUUUGUAAAAACACACUGUAGUGUUCAGAAAAUCGGUGAAAACACGUUUCACUUUAAACCUGUUGAGAAAAACCCAGAAACUGUGAGCUCUGGGCUUUCUGGCUCAGAGGGAAAUGGCUUAGGACCAGAGCAGAACCAAGUAAGCACACAGGACUUUGGAUACAAUGGGACCGUCUCUGAGGGCACUUCCAAGCCAGUUUCCCCUCUGCCUCAGGUAAAUGGUAACGAUGGCUUGGAAAGUGAACGCGUUUUGAGUUUAAAUAACGGCGUGCUCACUGACAGGCCUCAGCCGCAGCUGAACAACAUCGGUAAAGCUGAGGAACCAAAGAUGGCCGUCUCGCUGAAAGACGGCUCGCAGCAAAAGCCGUUUGUGAAUGGAGACUCGGCUCCUGUAAAUGACAUCGUAGCCGUUAAGGAGCCGUCUUUGGAUUCUGACGUAGAAGGAAAGGUAACGAUGUUGGACCAGGAUUAUGAGCCUUCGACUAAAAUGACGAAGCUCGAGACAGACCCAGUUGGAGCUCGGUGCAUUCUGCAGAACCACAACUCCUCAGCUUUUAACACCAUGAAGCCCAAGUCCGUGCCUGUGGUUAAGAUCAUACGAAUGGCUCCUUCUCCUGUUCCUUCAGCAGAGGAGUCCAGCCUGAGCGACGACUUUAACGACGAAAACAGCAACAGUGGUUCGACGGAGCCAUUUCGGACCAUCGUCACCCAGGUAACCUCAACCUCCACCACAACCGUCGUCUCCACUGAGAUGAAGAUUUCCAAAGUGCCGCUGAAAGCAUCCAGCGAGUCUACGUCGCCCGUGGCGUCAAUGGAGGCCAGCGCCGUCUCUACGCUCUCUACUAUGACCAAAACAACAGUGACCAAAAUUUGUUCCUCUGGACUCGAUGGUCCUUUGGACAGCCAGAGUGGGUUAGUGACGCGGGAACAGAGAACGACACAAUCAGCCUGCUUCCUGGAGUCUGCGACUGACACCCGGGGGAAAACUACCAUCUCCUCUGUCGCUGGGAGCCAGGAAGAAUGUUCAUCAACGAAGGGCUGCGUGAGACUUCUCAAAUUCUCCCGCAUGAAGAAAAUGCGCUCAGAUACGGCGCUUCCUUCUUACCGCAAGUUUGUCACCAAGAGCAGCCGGAGGAGUAUCUUUGUUCUGCCCCAUGAUGACUUGAAGGUGUUGGCGAGGCGGGGCGGAUUCCGCGAGGUUCCCGUUUUCAGUUACAACGCCAAGCCGGCUCAGGAUAUCUGGCCUUAUCCGUCACCUAGACCCACAUUCGGCAUCACUUGGAGGUACCGGCUGCAAACGGUCAAGUCCCUGGCUGGAGUGAGCAUCAUGCUGAGGCUCCUGUGGGCCUGCCUGAGGUGGGACGACAUGGCCGUGAAACCUUCUGCUGCUGUUGGCACCACGCGUACAGCCCUAUCCCCACUCAUUGCCACAGAAACAUCCGACACUGAAAUCACCACCACCGAGAUCAUAAAGCGGCGCGAUGUGGGACCCUACGGCAUUCGCUCGGAAUACUGCAUCCGCAAAAUCAUCUGCCCCCUGGGAGUUCCUGAGACGCCAAAAGAAACACACACUCCUCAGAGGAAAGGCCUACGCUCUAGCGCCUUGCGCCCCAAGAAGCCGGAGCCCGCCAAACAGACGGGUCCAGUGGUGAUUGAGACGUGGGUUCCUGAAGAGGAGCUGGACCUCUGGGAGAUACGAGCCUUCUCAGAAAGAGUUGAGAAAGAGAAAGCUCAAGCAGCAGAGCAGGCGAAGAAACGUCUGGAGCAGAAAUCCGCCUCAGUCACAGCGACACCGGCAGGAACUCCCGUUGUGUCCGCCGCCACACCAAAAGUCAUCGUUGGGUCCAUAUCGGGCCAGGGCACCCCCAGCGCCAAAGUGGUGCUGUCCACCAAGAUGGGCACCCCCGUCACAUUCCAGCAAAACAAAAACUUCCAGCAGUCGUUUGCUUCCUGGGUCCAGCAGGGUCAAAGUUCACAAGGAACGAGUGCAGAGACCACCGUGGCCACGUCUAGUGGGCACACGUUACACAUAACAGGAACCUCAGCCAGUGGAAAGGUGGUGACCACAAAGCUGCCGCUGCCCGCCAACAGCAAGAUCGUCACGGUCAACGUGCCAACGACUCACGCAGGUGUGGUUCAGCAGAAAGUGUUGGGCAUCAUCCCGUCCAGUACGGCAACCGGUUCCCAGACUUACACCACAUUCCAGCCUCGCACCACCACGCUCAACAUCAGGCCCAAUACCCCCGGCUCCCAGCAGCAGGUUGUGGCUGGCGGUGGUCAGAUCCGUCCAGGAAUGACAAUGAUCCGAACCCCGAUCCAGCAGGCGGGAGCUGUUGGGAAGACAAUUCUCCGAACACCCCUCAUGGUCCAGCAAGGUCAAGGUGGACAGCAAGUGGUGACACAGAUCAUCCGUGGACAGCCUGUUUCCACAGCCAUCUCUGCUGCCAGCCCCGUCACCACGGCAACCAGUCAGGGCGUGUCCAGCCCCACCGCAGCAGGCCAAACACCCCCCGGCACCCCGCGGACACCAGGCCAAGGCCAGGUCAAACUCACCAUGGCCCAGCUGACACAACUCACUCAGAAGCAGCAGGCCGGUGUCGCUUCGGACCGACAGACUGGUGUUGGCGGUUCUCAGCAGGCGCUGACGGUGAUGGUUCAAGGCCAGGGUCAGACCACCGGCCAGCUGCAGCUCAUACCUCACGGGGUUACCGUCAUCCCAGGACCUGGUCAGCAGCUCAUGCAGGCAUCGCUGCCCAACGGCCAGGUGCAGCGCUUCCUCUUCACCCCCUUAGCCUCCGCUGCCACACCCACAUCAAGCACAGCCUCCAGCCAUCCCAGCAGAACCCCCACCCAGCCUGGACAGCAGUCUGCUGCUCAGCCAGGGGUUUCCCCGCUCACUGCUGCUGGUGCCCCCCAGGGCCACUUGCCCACUCAGACGCAGACCCAUGUGGCCAUUCAGUCUCCCUCUUCACUGCAAGUCAAAACUCAGGGUGGAACAGCCCAGCUGCAACUGCAGCAGGCGCCCCAGAUCAUCAGUAUGUCUGGACUGCCCCAGCAGGUACAGGUUCUGGCCCAGCUACAGGCUCAGCAGGGUGGAGGCUCUCUGCCACAGCACAUCAAGCUGCAGCUUCCCAUCCAGAUACAACAGAGUGGGACCUCCUCGGCCCAGGGUGGACAGAUUGGAAACGUAGUUACCAUCCAAGCAGCGUCUGUCCAAGAGCAACUGCAAAGGAUCCAGCAGCUCCGAGAGCAGCAGCAGCAGAGGAGGAGGCAAGCCGCUGAAGCAAAGAGAGAGCUCGCUCUGAACGCAGCCAACCAGAGCGACAUCAUUCAAAAACAGGUGGUUAUGAAGCAAAACGCUGCGAUCGAACACCUAAAGCAGAAGAAGACCUUGACCCCUGCAGAGAGAGAAGAAAACCAGAGGAUGAUUGUUUGCAACCAGGUGAUGAAGUUCCUCCUAGACCGAAUAGAUAAAGAUGAAAGGCAGGCAGCCAAGAAAAGGAAGAAGGAGGAGGUUGUGGAGGCCAAAAGGAGGUUAGCCAAUGCUAGCAAGCUCUCCAUGCUGCUUUACCGACACAAAGAAAGCCUGAAGAUGGAGAUUCUGAAGAAGAGGGCGCUUCUGGACAAGGAGCUGCAGCUGGAGGCUCAGGAGGAGUUGAAGAGGGACUUGUUACGGAUGCGGAGGGAGAAGGAAAGGGAGAAGGCCGCCGCCCAGCUGGCUGCUCAGGCGGCGGCGGCUGCUGCUCACAAUCAGAAACAGCAAGCUCUAGUGCACAAGCACGGCCUCUCCUCCCAGCACCUCACCACGACCGUCACCUCCUCGCACAAGAGGAAACGGGAAGAGGAAAGAGAAACGGUGACGACAGCCAAGUCCAAAAAGAAGAAGAUGAUUUCUACAACGAGCACAAAGGAGAGCAAGAAGGACACAAAGCUCUACUGCAUCUGCAAGACUCCCUACGACGAGACCAAGUUUUAUAUCGGCUGUGAUCUUUGUACCAACUGGUAUCACGGAGAAUGUGUGGGCAUCACAGAGAAGGAGGCCAAGAAAAUGGACGACUACAUCUGUGUGGAGUGUAAACGGGGUCAGGAGAGCAACACGGAGGAGCUCUACUGCAUCUGUCAGACUCCCUAUGACGAGUCCCAGUUUUACAUCGGCUGUGAUCGAUGUCAGAACUGGUACCACGGUCGCUGCGUGGGAAUUCUGCAGAGCGAGGCCAACCACAUCGACCAGUACGUGUGUCCGCAGUGCCAGUCCACUGAAGACGCCAUGACGGUCUUCACCCCACUCACCGAUAAGGAUUACGAAGGCCUGCGAAGGACCCUUCGCUCGCUGCAGGCACAUAAGAUGGCGUGGCCGUUCCUGGAGCCGGUGGAUACGAACGACGCCCCUGAUUAUUACAGAGUUAUUAAGGAACCAAUGGACCUGUCCACCAUGGAGGAGAGGUUACACAAACGAGAGUACGUCAAGCUGACGGAGUUUGUGGCGGACAUGACCAAAAUCUUCGACAACUGCCGAUACUACAACCCCAGCGAUUCGCCCUUUUACCAGUGUGCCGAGGUUCUGGAGAACUUCUUUGUCCAGAAGCUCAAAGGCUUCAAAGCCAGCAGGUCUCAUAACAACAAGCUGCAGUCAGCUGCCUCUUAGGUGUCAAAAAGACACAUUGAUUAAUUUGGACCUGUAGUCCAAGUCCGUUCUCUCUGGAGGAGGGGGGCGGAGUCAAAAGCGUCCUCCUUUCCACCGACUCAAAGGGGUAAAGAAGUGAAGCCUCUUUCCUCCUUCAGACCAGGACCGGGGCAGCUGUUGCUGCUUGUUCGUCCCGACCAGCCCUUCCUACAAAUGUAACCCCUCCGUGAGAAGAAAGAUGGAGAUAAGAGGAGUAACAAAGCUGGCAGUUUAACCUCUCAGCAGGCGUCUGUGGGAUUCAUUUCUACAUGAUGUGGUCUGUUCUUCCCACUCAACGUUGGUUGGAUUUCAUUCGUAGGUGCAGCUUUUCCUCUACUCCCUCAGUUACCCAAUGACCGUAGCUUUCUGUCAAAUAAAAACCUGAAAUAACGAGCUUAUUCGGUCAGUGUUGGAUCAGUGGUAUACUCACCUCUCAGGUGUGGUGAACUAAACCUGAAUCUCAAACCAAACCUGUAAUGUAAGGGUUUUUUUUGUCUGAAAUGCUUUCAUGUUCAUUUCCAGUGGGGAAAACCACACUGGAUAGAUUAUCCCACCCUUCGUCUGGUCUUCUGUUUUAACCUUUUUCCUCAUGCAAGUAAAAUUGGCCUUUUCCCAGAUGAGAGGCUGAUGGUGAUUUCUGCACCGUCUCAUCCUGGUUUUGUGUCUUUUCCUCAUUUUGGAAGUCUCCUCGUCUUUCUUCCAGCGCUGAAGUUGACAGGUUGGCUCAUACGUCUCUCAGCUCCAUCCCAGAGCGUGGUUCGGUAAUUGGAUAAUGAACUUAUCGACUCAGUUAUGUUGCGGUCUGCGGCGGCCUGACUGGGAACUGUAGAUUCUUUGUACUGUGGAGGUUUGUAUGAAAAAAAAAAUUUAUAGCUGCAUUUUUCAGGCGUAUCUCAGAACACUUUUUGCUGGAAUUGAUCCGUUUUGUAGGAAAAAAAGAAUCUGCAAGUGGACAGGGUCGUCUCUAAGGUUCAUGUGUGAAAAGUUUUAGUUUUAACCCAAAAACUUACAUUUUAAAGAGCAAGUCACCCCCUACAAGAAACUUACUUCACUCCCACUUCAUGUUUGAAAAAUGCAACAAAUGCUGUUGCUUGGCAGACCGAGAGGGCGGAGCCGCUAACAAAUACACACACACACAGGCUCACAAUGGCAUUGUGACAUCAUAAUGUACCAGAUGACAUCAUAGCAUACCUCUUAGCCAAUAGCGGUGGCAGAUUUAAAUUCAAAUACAGUACAGAAUUUUUCCCUGACGACGGCGCAACACUGACAGUUUUAGGCAGAAUAUUUGAAUUUUAACUAAGAUGCACUGAAGUGCCAAAUUAUUGACGACACGUGUCUGCAGCACGAUUAGACACUCGUUUAUAUAGUUUAUCAGCAAAAAAAAAUGUGAUUUGGGGGUGACUUGCUCUUUAACUGAGGAAGCAGAGUUGAGAUGGAGCGUCCGUCUUCUUCUCUUUGUCACUUUGUAUCACAACGAUGUGCUUUUCUCACUGUCUGUAAUCAUUGUAUAAAACUGCUGUCCAAAAAUGUAGAGAUAAAAGACUUUUAGAGGAAUAGAAGCUUUUAUUUUCUCUAUUUAAACCAGCGACUAAGUCCUGUAUAUUUGAACUGUUAUUUUUCUCCUUGAUUGACACAGACUCUACAUUUUGGUGAAACUGACCUUUAUAUGAUACGUGCUGCACAUUGUGAGCAUAAUGGAUUUCAACCAGGUGGAGUGACAUAGUUUGUACAGUUUUUUUUUUUGGUAAAAAUUGUAGUUCAGUAUAACUGACAUUGCAUUUCUUGUAUUAUUUAUUCAUAUUGAUGAAAAGGUUUGUUUUAAUUUUCCUGUUUUUAAAGUAGGAUGUUGAAAAAUGUAACUGAAGAUUUAAAAUAAAAAGCACUAUGUUUUUAACGGAUUGUGGCCACUCUGAAGAGAUUCUCUUUUUGUACUUGAUAGGACGUUUCAUCUUGGAUAAUAAAAUAAUGUUUUGAAUGA